Anneissia japonica is the source of this 2547-nucleotide messenger RNA. RefSeq lists its product as uncharacterized. Lineage: Eukaryota; Metazoa; Echinodermata; Crinoidea; Comatulida; Comatulidae. The transcript is spliced from 15 exons. The coding region runs from base 67 to 2547 and encodes 826 amino acids. The record is from RefSeq and is a predicted model, not a curated record.
UGUUUUACUACUGGAGCGUGUUCCAAUAAUAUAGAGAUACUUAAUUGCAAGUUAACUCACUGUGAUAUGACUCGAUCAAGUACUACGACAGGCUCCUGUCAGAGUUGCCGAGAUUUGGAACAAUGUUUCGUUGAAAAGCCAAGUGGAUGUAAUGUUUGGAGUCCAGAAAUUUGUCCAUCAAAUUUGGUUAAUCCGAACUAUGCUGAUCCUGAAAGAAAGAAUAAUAUAGAAAUUAGUGAAAAGGUUCAAGUAAUCAACGUGAGCCAGAACUCUACAAAUAUUUACAUUUGUCCAGUGAAGAGGAACGAUAAAGUGUUGUUGAUAUCAAGCAAGAAACUCGAAAUGACAGAAGCUUCUAAUAUCCUAGUUUCUUGUCAAGCACAAGGAAUUUUCCACACAGUUGUGUCAAUACAACAUUUAUGGCGGCAUAGCGUGAUAAUGGCGAGUGUGGCGAGACUUGAUGAAGUAUUUAAGUACGCAAGUUUAAAUGAUGUUUUAGACGUAAUUCCAAUUACUGAUUAUAGCGAUUUACCUGAAGAGUCAUUUUGGAGUGAUGCUAUCAACACUAAACUGUCUUAUCCUAGCACAGAUGUAGUUUUACUUCAAGAUGUUCCAUUCAACAAGUGCCUUGGAAGGAUACAUAUUCUAGGAACAAGAAAAUACCAUUCAACGUUCGUCGUAUUGACUUCAGACAUCGCAACUUCGUACGAUAUAGAAGUUGGAGAUGUACUCGUCGUGAACUCUACGGGACAUUUCAUUGAAUCUGUUGUCGAAAUUGGAGGAGAACCAAAUUCUACAUUCAUCGAAACCAGUAUUUUAGACUGUAGUCACGAAGCAAUACGAAACAGCGUAAUGCUAACACCGCCCUCUUCAGUCCUUCAUGAAAACGCUAAUAUUAUUCUCGGAUGCAGUGGUGGAGAAAAUAACACAGACGGAAUUGUUAUAAUAGAUGGAGACAUAUCUGAAGAAUCGCUACAGAUUGAUACUUCUACCUUAAUUAUUGGACGUGAAACAAGUGGCUUGGUCGGGAAGAUAUUACAUUAUGAAGUUCGAGGUAACUAUGUAUUUAUCGAGGUGCUGGUUGCACGUGACCAUCAGGAGUUUAGUGAAAUCAUCUCAAAUGAAGGCGACGACGAUGGCAUCAACAAUUACGACUCUCAAGUUGACGUAAGCUUGAAUAAACCACUGAUAUACACUGACGAUGACGUUUUAUGCGAGAUUGACCCACAGUUUCAGUUUAAUUCGUCUUUGCGACUAAUUUUCUCAACUGACCGUAUAAAAUACAAACAAUUGGAUGUAAUCUACGAAGGCCCGAUAAAGACAGGUCUACAUAUAAAUUGCAGUGCUGGAGUUCCAUUUGAUGAUAAUGUUGCAAGGCAGUUUGCUGUAAACAGAAGAACUGGAAAUUAUUACGUGUCAUUGGGAGGUUUGAAAAUUCCUUUAUCCGUCGAUUUAAAAGCGAAAUAUUCCAUUAUAGCUGGCCUACCAGCUCCAUUGGAAACCAAAUUUGGUGUUACUUCUACUGCAGAACUAAAUAUCGGGUACGGCAUCAGGCCCCAAGAAGAGAGACCGGUCGUACUUACACCAAUGGUGUCUGAUGGUGUUACAAGUUCAUCCAGAGUUAUUAAAUCACACCUUUCAAAUUAUACAAACAUCCAUAUUUCGAUUAAUGGAACUUUUGCCCCAACGUUAACGGUAACAUUCCCAGCCGAGCCUGCUCUGCCAUUUUGCUACACCGCAUCUCUUCUUCCUGAUUGGCUAGCUUCAUUUGUUGGUGGUAAUACACACACGAUGUGUAGCGAAGUUCCAGAUGGAGAUGCACCUUUCGGUUUCCAGUUUUCGACCACGUUUGAAAUUCGCUCAAAUUUGACUGUAUUUUUGUGCGACGAAAUAUGUAUAGAGGAGGAAAGACUACCGUAUGACAUUACACAUGCUCUGUUGUUGUACGGUGGUCUUUCUCAGAUCUAUAUGGAAGCCACAUACAACCAGGUUUACCCGUCAAAAACAUCAUACCAGUCCACAAAACCAUUUGAUUUGGCAGUGAACACAAGAGAGUGUAGUGCGCAUCCAUUCCUCAAUGUACCGAACUGUCUUACUGGGCAAACAAGUGAACCCGCCGUCAAUGAUACUGAAAGCGUAACUUGUCCUGACAGCACCACACGUUUUCAACACGACGCUACAAUUCACUGUCCUUGCAACUGUGCCGAUGGUACCGUCAGGGAAAUGUCGGAAGACGGCUCCUGUCCUUGUUCGUGUCAAUGUGCUGACGGCUCCUAUGACACAAUCGCAGUCGAUGGUAGCUGUCCGUGUGAAUGCAAAUGUCUUGAUUGCAUGACAUCUACUCUUGGUCCUGAUGGAUGUGAAUGUCCAGUGAUAUAUGACAUAUGUCCGCCCUGUUUAGUAGGUGAAAUUCAGGUUUUUGAUAAAUGUAUCUGUCAGUGCGUACCUGUUGAUCAAUGCGGAAUUUUACCCACGUGUGUUGUUGGACGUCGAGGGGAUUAUUGUAAUCAACUGGAUUGCCGUCCAUGUCAAGGUAUGGUGGCAUAA